Molecule: messenger RNA, 1672 nt
Organism: Nycticebus coucang (slow loris)
Lineage: Eukaryota; Metazoa; Chordata; Mammalia; Primates; Lorisidae
Gene: SIL1
Product: SIL1 nucleotide exchange factor
Exons: 10
Coding region: 162-1529 (455 amino acids)
Source: RefSeq, a predicted model, not a curated record
CUGCAAUUGGGCGAGCCGGCGAGUGACGUAAUAGCCGCGCUCUUACGACUUCGGAAGGUCUCUGCUGCGUUUGCGCACGAGGAGCUGGUUGUCGCUGCGGCCGCCUGGAAUUGUGGGGAUUGUGUCUUCCCCUGGCUGCGGGAAGCCGAAGGUCCCUAAUUAUGGCUCCUCUGGGCCUGCUGCUUGGCCUGCUGAUGGCCUCCUGCUUCACCUUCUGCCUCAGUCAUCAAAACCUGAAGGAGUUUUCACUGACCAACCCAGAGAAGAGCAGCACCAAAGAAACAGAGAGAAAGGAAACCAAAGCAGAGGAGGAGCUGGAUACUGAGGUCUUGGAGGUGUUUCACCCGACCCAUGAGUGGCAGGCCCUUCAGCCAGGUCAGGCUGUCCCUGCAGGAGCCCACGUGCGGCUGAAUCUUCAGACUGGGGCAAGAGAGGUGAAACUACAAUAUGAGGACAAGAUGCAAAAUAAUUUGAAGGAGUUGAAAAAAGGCAAAAGGCUGGACAUCAACACCAACACCUACACAUCUCAGGACCUUAAGAGUGCACUGGCAAAAUUAAAGGAGGGAGCAGAAAUGGAAAAUUCAAUGGAAGACAAGGCAAGGCAGGCUGAGGUGAAGCUGCUCUUCCGCCCCAUUGAGGAGCUAAAGAAGGACUUUGAUGAGCUGAAUGUUGUCAUUGAGACUGACAUGCAAAUCAUGGUACGGCUGAUCAACAAGUUUAAUAGUUCCAGCUCCAGCUUGGAAGAGAAGAUUGCUGCACUCUUUGAUCUUGAGUAUUAUGUCCAUCAGAUGGACAAUGCACAGGACCUGCUUUCCUUUGGUGGCCUUCAAGUGGUGAUCAAUGGACUGAACAGCACAGAGCCACUGGUGAAGGAGUAUGCCGCAUUUGUGCUGGGGGCUGCCUUUUCCAGCAACCCAAAGGUCCAAGUGGAGGCCAUUGAAGGGGGAGCCCUGCAGAAGCUGCUGGUCAUCCUGGCCACAGAGCAGCCACUCACUACAAAGAAGAAGGCCCUGUUUGCACUGUGCUCCCUGCUGCGCCACUUCCCCUACGCCCAGCAGCAGUUCCUGAAGCUGGGGGGACUACAGGUCCUCAGAAGUCUGGUGCAGGAGAAGGGCACAGAAGUGCUGGCUGUGCGAGUGGUCACCCUGCUUUAUGACCUGGUCACUGAGAAGAUGUUUGCUGAGGAGGAGGCCGAGCUGACCCAGGACACAUCCCCAGAGAAGCUGCAGCAGUAUCGCCAGGUGCACCUCCUGCCAGACCUGCGGGAACAGGGCUGGUGCAAGAUCACGGCCCACCUCUUGGCACUGCCUGAGCACGAUGCCCGUGAAAAGGUCCUGCAGACACUGGGUGCCCUCCUGGUCACCUGCCGGGAUUACUACCAUCAGGAUCCCCUGCUUAGCAGGAUGCUGGCCAGGCUUCAGGCCGAGUACCAGGCUCUGGCCAGCCUGGAGCGGCAGGAGGGCGAGGACGAGGGCUACUUCCAGGACCUGCUGGGCUCUGUCAACAGCUUGCUGAAGGAGCUGAGAUGAGACCACCUCACAGCAAGACCGGACUGGGAUGCAGCUAGUGAGGCCGAGGGGCGCCAGCUUUGGUGGGCUCUUCAGGGAACAUCCGGCAAGAGGACCCCAUCUGGGCAGUGCUGACUUGGCCAUUAAAUGGAAACAUGAAGGCC